This is a messenger RNA of Dermacentor andersoni, 1679 nucleotides long. NCBI's taxonomy places the organism in Eukaryota, Metazoa, Arthropoda, Arachnida, Ixodida, Ixodidae. The record is from RefSeq and is a predicted model, not a curated record.
CUCUGCGAACUGGUUUCUCAGGGAGAACGGUAGCGGAUACCCGCCUGUCGCACUCACCGACCGCUUUCUCUCCGGUGCAUUUCCUCUGCACCAGCGGUCGCAGAAACGUCGUUGCUCAUACCACGGUGCAGAGAGACGCUCCGCUGUGCCGCAGUAUUCGCAAUACGUAGCCAGGAUAUUAUGUAUCCGAGCCUAUAUAUAUAGAAGAGCGGAUUGUCGAGUGUCGCGCGCUCUCGGUCUUCGGCAUGCCCGUGGCUCUGUACAACCAGUACGGCAGCCCGCCCUACGCAUUCGUGCGCAUGGUGGCCAGACACGUCGGAGUUGACCUGGAUCUACGGAACCUGGAUAUGUUCAAAGGCGACCACGUGACACCGGAGUAUAUCUCACUGAACCCUUACCACAAGGCGCCGACCAUAGACGACAAUGGAUUCAUCCUGUACGAAAGCUCUGCGAUCGCUUACUACCUGAUCAACAAUUAUGCACCGUCAUCAACUCUGUACCCGUCAUGCCCCAAGCUUCGAGCACAGGUGGACCAAGUGCUGGCAACCGUGACCAGCACCAUACAGCCCCACUACUUCGCUUUCUUCAAACCAAGGUUUUUCGACCUCAAGCAUCCAACGCCAGAGGAAUUCGCAGCUUUCGAAGAAAACGUCCUGGGUGGCCUGCAGCAUCACGUGGGCAAGGACGGCGGCUACGCCGUAGGCGACUCGCUCACUCUAGCGGAUCUCACAUUGUUGGCGCACCUCACCCUGUGCCAGGAGCUGCCCGUUCUUCGGAGGGACCGAUUUCCUAGGCUUCGAGCGUUCUACACAAGCGUGAAGACAACGCUUCCUUACUUCGGUGAAAUUAAUAACCAAGGCAUAGACCUGGUAAACGAGCGUCUUGAAGGAUUAAAAUGAAGUGCAACACAUACGGUGACCAGUUCCUUAGCAUACAGUUCAGCUUGCAAGGAACUCAUUGACAUGAAUGUUUCAUGAUAAAUUAUGAAUGAAACGAGAGGUUACAGAGAAAUUAAGUUUUUAUUACUAAGAUGUACGACAUUUUGGCUGUGCGUGCAUUGUCAUUUUGCUUGCGCAUGCAAAUGCCCCAUGGCAACGCCUGUCGCCCAGCUCUUGUGAUCAAAUACUUGAUUAAACUUCAUAGUUACGCGUCUCCUCGCUUUUCAUCACCGUAGUCGUCUGCGCAUAUUACUUCUAGGGAGGUAACGUCAAUUGGCCUGUGGUGGCCGAUAGAUAGGGGCACGGAAGAUAUAUCUGUGUGCUUUCGUCCAGACUUGUAGAGCACGGUUACGUCUAGGGACCAGGACUUUAAACUGCAUGCUUACUUUUUCCUUACGUCCUUAUUCUGCCCAUUUAACAGGUAAGCACACAUUGUGGGUCAACAAAAACGCUUAGUGGCACCUUUAUCAUGUCUACCAAAACUUAUCUUGAUGUUGGUGGUCUAUAUUGAAUUUCCAUGGUCUAAAGUGCCUUUUCACGCUUUCUUUCCUAGUCUCCUUUUUAUAUAAUGUUAUAAUCCAGUGGAGGAACUUGUAAAGACAGCCAAUUAAUACCAAGAACACUUUGCCUGGGUAAAUGCUGGUAUUAACAGCUUUGAAGCAGACUAGAGCCUCACUGUGAGGGGGGUGGGCUCGAACUGCUCUGUGUGAAGAUAAACUUGUAGGUGAUUUAGUAUGCUUG